This is a messenger RNA of Paraphaeosphaeria sporulosa, 690 nucleotides long. Its product is annotated as putative 40S ribosomal protein S20. Gene Ontology annotation, biological process: translation. Gene Ontology annotation, molecular function: RNA binding; structural constituent of ribosome. The record is from RefSeq and is a predicted model, not a curated record. Gene Ontology annotation, cellular component: ribosome; cytosolic small ribosomal subunit. The coding region runs from base 112 to 462 and encodes 116 amino acids. The transcript is spliced from 2 exons. Lineage: Eukaryota; Fungi; Ascomycota; Dothideomycetes; Pleosporales; Didymosphaeriaceae.
CGCAACAAACACCACGCCAGUCAUCACGUUACAGUGAUCCAAGCAUCCGAGUCGUGACUGGAAUCUAUCCGCUACCACCAGCCUCCAACUCCACCUACACCGACAAUCGCCAUGUCUUACAACAAGCCAGAGAAGGGUGACUUCGAGGGUCCCAAGAUCCACAAGAUCCGCAUCACCCUCACCAGCCGCAACGUCAAGAACCUCGAGAAGGUCUGCACCGAGCUCAUCGACCGCGCCAAGGGCAAGGACCUCCGCGUCAAGGGCCCCGUCCGCCUGCCCACCAAGAACCUCAAGAUCAGCACCCGUAAGACCCCCAACGGUGAGGGUUCCAAGACUUGGGACAUGUUCGAGAUGCGCAUCCACAAGCGCCUCAUCGACUUGAACGCCCCCACCGAGGUCGUCAAGCAGAUCAUCAUCAACAUCGAGGCCGGUGUCGAGGUCGAGGUCACCAUCGCUGCUUAAGCGUAGACAUGAGAAGGAAAUUUGGGAGUGCCAAGGGAUGGAAAAGAUACGUGGUCCUGCAAUAGCCUGAAUGGAACCUUUUGCAUUGGGCUAAACAUGUUGCCAACAAGCCUGUCAUUGUGAUGCUGUGUCUCUGUGUUAACUUGCCAAAGCACCUGAAGUGAUACGCCAUGGUAGAAAUGUUCUACGCAGGCAUACUUCCUGCAAUGCGCCGACUUGGAGAACAAC